AUGGCCACCACCUUCCUCCUAUCGGCUGUCGUCGCUGCUUGCGCAAUUCUCGCCUCCGUCUCCGCGUCCUCGCCGCGGGUGCUCACCAUCGGCGGCGACGCCAGGGGGUGGAGGCAGCCGGCGCCCGGCGAGGAGACCUACAACCACUGGGCCAGCAGGAGCCGCUUCCACGUCGUGCUCGCAUUCUCCAUUAUAACGUCGGCCGUUCCGUCCAUUUGGCUUGCAGACUUCAGGUACGCGAAGAACGACUCGGUGCUGGUGGUGACCCGCGACGACUACAAGGUGUGCCGCGGCGACCGGCCGGCCCUCCGGCUGGACGGCGGCGAGGAGGCCAGGUUCCGGCUCGAGCGGAGCGGCCCCCUCUACUUCAUCAGCGGCGCGCCGGGGCACUGCGACGCCGGGCAGAGGCUCACGGUGCGCGUCAUGGCGCAGCACGACGACGCCUCCUCCUCCCCGGCGGAUGCCCCCGCCGCCUCCACGAGGCCGGGGUCCGGGUCGGGAGCUGUGAAGGCCGGCGACGGGAAGACCAGCGCCGCCGCGGCGUCGGUUCGCGCGUCGAUCGGCGACGUGCUUGUCGCAGCCGCUGGGGUUCGUGGCGGAGCGGCAUUUCGUCGAGCACGCUGCGGGCGUGCGUGAGGGAAGGCCGGCGGCGACAGCGGCGCGGCGGUCGACGCGCGCGCGGGCUCCUCCCGGCGAGGCGCGCGGCGGCCAGGGAGGCGAGGCGAGGGAGGCGAGGCGAGGGAGGGAGAGGAGGGGGUGCUCACCUCGGUUGCCGGCGCGGGGAGAGGUGGAGAGCGGCGGGCGAC
Lolium perenne is the source of this 806-nucleotide messenger RNA. The record is from RefSeq and is a predicted model, not a curated record. Lineage: Eukaryota; Viridiplantae; Streptophyta; Magnoliopsida; Poales; Poaceae.